Molecule: messenger RNA, 7582 nt
Organism: Triticum dicoccoides
Lineage: Eukaryota; Viridiplantae; Streptophyta; Magnoliopsida; Poales; Poaceae
Exons: 6
Coding region: 16-6987 (2323 amino acids)
Biological process (GO): endoplasmic reticulum tubular network organization
Cellular component (GO): endoplasmic reticulum tubular network
Source: RefSeq, a predicted model, not a curated record
CCCUAGACCAACUCCAUGGCCGCCGCCGGCGACGACGCGCCCGCGGGGCUCUUCUCCGGCGUCUGGUCCCGCCUCCACGCCGCGGCCUCCCUCUGGCGCCGCCGGGGCCAGGCCUCCCGCGACGGCGAGCGGGAGGAGGAGGACGGGGAGGCCACCGUGCGGUCGCGCCUGGCGAGGCGGGCGGCGGCGGCGCGGCGGGUCGGCCGGAAGCUCGCCUUCGUCUCCUUCAACCUCGAGGUGCUGGUAUUCAUCUACGCGUUCUGGAGGGCGAGGAGACGGAGUCUGACCUGGAGGCAGCCCAUCCAGGUGCUGCCCGUGCUUGCCGUCCCUGCUCUCGCCACGCUCAUCUAUGCCGCCUUUGUCCGCUUCACCAGAAUGCUUGACCUAAAGGACAAAAGAACACUUGAAAGACUUCAAGAGGACAAGCCGCAAAAUGAGUGUGAACCAAGGGAGUCAGUUGACCUCAAGGACAAGGAAACACUUGAAGGACUUCAAGAGGACAAGCAGCAAACUGAGUGUGGACCAAGGGAGUUUGACCGGAACAACCAAAACAAUGUCCAGAACUGUGAUGAUGUGGAAGAUGCUAGUAAUUCUCUGGUUGGAACUGAUUCAGCAGCACAAACUGCUAAGCUUAUGAAACAUCGCCAGUCGAGCAUUAAGCAUAGAGAUGAUGGUGGAGCAGAUAUGGCUUGGGGUCAUAGCAAGGAUUUCCAAUCAGCACCCUCAGGUGGACUAAGGAUGAGAAGACUGUCAAGUUCAAAAACAUACAUGACCAGCAGCAGUUUUAUAGAAAGAAGUGUGGAAAAGACACAGGAAACGCCAUCUGUCUCUGCACAUUCAGAUCAGCAUGUCCAUGUCCCUGUUUCCACUGAAGAUACUAUUUCGUAUCCUUUCGAUGAUUGCCGCAGCAUGCAUGUUCAACCUGCAGAUACCCCUCAAGAAUUGUCUGAAGGAGAUGCUGACGAAGAAGGGUUUGAUGGAUUAUGGGACAUUGUGGAAACUCGUUCCAAUUCCAGCAAGGAGAAUCCCAUAUCUCCCGUUGGUUCUCAUAAUAUUUUUUAUGACGGAGACGAUUCACGCUCCCCUGCAUCUCCACCAGACGACCUUGUUGCUCAUAAUAGCUUAAAUGACUUCAGCGGCAGCCCUGACUUGUCUGGUCCGGUAUUACCUGCAUCAGAAACCUUGAAAAUGUUGCCUCCAGAAAGUGUCAGGGAGGAAGCAUUGCUUGAUCUGCAAAAGUCAGAAGUGUUGCAUAUGUAUUCUUUGACUCCAAAGGAAAACCCUACUCCGAAUGCAGUCAAUGAUAAGGAGCUGCCAAUCACUCCUGACAUGGGGACCUAUUCAGAGUUGCUUGGCGAGGGAGUCGAGGAGACAGAAUCGUCCAUGUUCCAUAUACCAGAGGAAAGUAUGCGGCCCUUCAUCUCAGAGGAGGUUUUACUGGGCCCAGUUGCAGCCAAUAGUAUUGAACAUUGCUUGGGAACUCCAGAGUUCUCUUUGUGCGGUCAAGAGACUGAAAAAUUGGAAGUUGUUGGAAGUGCCAAGUUUACUAAUGGCAGUCCUGAGUCAAGCUUCUUAUCUUCUCCGGAGUUAGUUGUGGAGAGUGCUGAGGAUGCCGCUGAGAAAGAAUUAUGUGAAUUAAACACAAAGGAGGAGAAUGCUAUGCUCAUCAGUAUGGAGGAGCCUUUGCAAGAUCCACUUAUAGUGAGUACUAGUACUAGUGAACAAUGCCUGGAAAGUUCAGAUGUCUCUUUGUGCAUUCAAGAUGCCAAGGCGGGGGAAGUUUCUGGAACUAUAAACUUCGUUACAGCCAAUCAUGAAUUAAUGUACACAGCGUCUCCAGUGUUACUUGCAGAAGGCGACGAGGACUUGAAGGAGGAUAAAACAUGUGGCUUGCAUUUACUGGAGCAGAACGGCCUUCCUAUAAACUUUGAAAAGGAACCUAUUUUGGAUUCAGCUGACACUGCUGAGGAUGUCGAGAUAACAGAAGUUCAUGAUGUUGUCAAGGAGGGUUUGUUUGAGUCAGAAGGCGAGGAAACAUUUACUCAUGGGAAGCUUGGUGCCGCUUCUUCGAAUGCUGAUAGUAACACUGAAAAUUUGAUAACUGACUCAAUUGGUGUUCAAAUUAUUCCAAACCCCGACAUAAAUGAAGCACUUGAAGGUGGCUGGGAAGCAUUUUCUGAGCCGCUACACCAUGGCACUCGCCAUUCUGCAGGAAUGUUCUUAUCUUCAGGGGAGAUCAAUAAUGACGUCUAUUCUUUGGCUCCAAUGGAGAUCCCUACUUCAUAUGCAGUCAAUGGCAAGGAACUGCCAAUCACCCCUGAUAUGGAGAGCUAUCCAAAGUUCUUUGGCGAGGGAGUCGAAGAGAUAGUAUCGUCCAAGUUCCAUAUACCAGAGGAGAAACAUUGCUCCGGGGCUCCAGAGGUCUCUGUAUGCGGUCCAGAGACUGAGAAAAUGGAAGUUGGUGGAAGUGUCAGCUUUAUCAAUGUCAGUCCUGACUCGAGCUUCUUAUCUUCUCCAGAGUUAGUUGUGGAAGGUGCUGAGGAUACCACCAUCGGGAAAGGAUUAUGUGAAUUAAACACAAAGGAGGACAAUGCUAUACUCAUCAAUAUGGAGGAGCAAGCUUUGCAAGAUCCACUUAUAGUCAGUACCAGUACUGUUGAACAAUGCUUGGAAACUUCAGAUUUCUCUUUAUGCAUUCAAGAUGCCAAUGCGAGGGAAGUUCCUGGAAUUACAGACUUUGUUACAGCCAAUCCUGAAUUAAUGUACCCAGCAUCUCCAGAGUUACCUGGAGAAUAUGAUGAAGACUUCAAGGAGGAUAAAAUGUCUGACUCGCACUUACCGGAGCAGAAUGGACUACCUUUUAAUUUUGAAAAGAAACCUAUUCUGGACUCACCUGUAGCCUAUACUGCCGAGGAUAUUGUCAAGGAAGAUUUGUUUGAAUCAGAAGGCAAGGAAAUAUUUAGUUAUCAAAAGCUUGUUGUCGCUUCUUCAGAUGGUGAUAGUAACACCCAAAAAUUGAUAACUGACUCAAUUUGUGUUCAAUUUAUUCCAAACUCCGACAUAAAUGAAGAUCUUGAAGGUGGCCAUGAAGCAUUUUCCGAGCCGCUACACCAUGUCACUCGCCAUUCUGAAGAAAUUUUUUUAUCUCCAGGGGAGAUCAAUGAUGAAGAAGUCUAUUCUUUGACUCCAAUGGAGAGCCCUACUUUGUAUGCAGUCAAUGAAAAGGAACUGCCAAUCACUCCUGACGUGGAGAGCUACCCAGAGUUAUUUGGUGAGGGAGUUGAGGAGAUAGUAUUGUCCAAGUUCCAUAUGCCAGAGGAGAGUUUGACACCCUUCAACUUGGAGGAGGUUCUACCGUGCUCGCUUGCAGUCAGUAAUAUAGAAAAUUGCCCCGGGGCUCCAGAGUUCUCUGUAUGUGGUGAAGAGACUGAUAAAAUGGAAGUUGCUGGAAGUGUCAGCUUUAUCAAUGUCAGUCCUGAGUUGAGCUUCUUAUCUUCUCCAGAGUUAGUUGUGGUGAGUGCUGAGGAUGCCACCGAGAAAGAAUUAUGUGAAUUAAAUACAAAGGAGGACAAUGCUAUACUCAUCAAUAUGGAGGAGGAAGCUUUACAAGAUCCACUUAUGGUCAGUACCAGUACUGUUGAACAAUGCUUGGAAACUUCAGAUGUGUCUUUACACAUUCAAGAUGCCAAUCCUAAAUUGAUGUACCCAUCAUCUCCAGAGGUACUUGGAGAAUAUAAUGAAGAAUUCAAGGAGGAUCAAAAGUCUGACUCGCACAUACUGGAGCAGAAUGGCCUACCUUUUAAUUUUGAAAAGGAACCUAUUCUGGAUUCACCUGUAGCUGAUACUGCCGAGGACGUCGAGAUAACAGAGGUUCAUUAUGUUGUCAAGGAAGGUUUUUCUGAGUCAGAAGGCGAGGAAGCAUUUAACUAUCAAAAGCUUGCUGUCACAGAUUCGGAGGAUGAUAGUGACACUCAAAAUUUGAUUAUUGAUUCAAUGCCAGUGAAAUUCCUUCGAAACAGCGACCUAAAUGAAGUUCUUGAAGGUGGCCAGGAAGCAUUUUCUCAGCCACUACGUCAAAGCACUCGCUAUUCUGAAGGAAUGUUCUUAUCUUCAGCGGAGAUCAAUAAUGAUGAAGUCUAUUCAAGCAACUCAAAUUCAUAUGCCAAUGUGGUGGAAGAUGCUGCACCCUCUGAAGGACUUUCUAAGUUUGAAGAUGAAAUGUCUAUUGCUUCUUUAGAUACUUCCAUCUGCCUGGAUGAGGUUAAAAGUGCAGCUAUUGUUGACAUUGAUAUAGUCAGUCCUAAACUGAGCCUUCAAGCAGAGCUGCGUGGUGGGGGAGUUGAGGAGAAUGAACAGUCCAAGUUCCAUCUAACAGAGGAAAUCACAACACCCUUCAAUUUGGAGGCGGAAGUUUUGCUAUCCCCAGUUGCAGUCAAUAAUAGUGAAUACUAUGCGGAGACUCCAGAGUUCUCUUUAUACAAUGAAGAGAGUGAGGAAAUGGAAGUUGUUGAAAGUGUCAGCUUUGUUAAGGCCAGUCAUGAGUCGAGCUUCUUAUCCUCUCCAGAGUUAGUUGCAGAGGGUGAUGAUGAUGCUAGGGAGAAAGAAACACGCGAAGUAAGCACAAAUGAGGAGAAUGAGACACUCAUCAAUUUGGAGGAGAAACCUUUGCAAGCUGCGCCUGUGGUCAGUACUACUGAUCAGUGCUUGGAAACACCAGUGUUUUCUUCAUCUAGUGAAGAGACGACGGAUGUUCCAGAGAUUGUCAGCUUUGUUACAGUCAGUCCUGAAUUAAACUACUCUGUAUCUCCUGAGUUACUUGCAGAGAGUGAAGAUGGCAUCAAGGAGUAUGAAACGUCUGACUUGCACUUACAUGAGCAGAAAGCCCUACCUUUUAAUUUGGAGGAUCCUUUUCUGGAUCCACUUGUAGUUGAUAGUGCUGAAGAUGCAUUAGCCAAGUCUGAAGUGGGCAAGAUAACUGAAGUUCAAGGAGUCGUCGAGGGAGUUUUGCCUGAAUCAGAAGAUGAGGAAGUAGUUGACCAUCUAAAGCCUGUUCUCGCCUCUCCAGAUGAUGAUACUGCUGCUCAAAAUUUGAUAAGUAAUUCAACAUUUGCCCAGUUCAUUCCAGACAGCAGUGUAAAGGAAGGUUCUCAAGCUGGUCAGCAAGCAUUGCUUGAGUCUCCGCAUGAAAGCACUUGUCAUUCUGAAGGAACAUUCUUAUCUUCAGGCAUGAAGAUAACACCAUUUGCUGGUCAGGAAGGACUUUCUAAAUCUGAAGAUGAAAUAGCUUCGACUUCUCUGGAGGUUAGAACUGCAGAAAAUUUGACAGCCAACUCUGGACCUUCUCAGUCUAUCCCAGACAGCAACGGAUCUCAAUCUCUUCACGACCAGGAACAAGCUCCAUCUGAAACACUACAGGACGUUAAUUUUCUUAUCGAGGGAAGUCACACAUCCUCAGAUGAGGGCAUAAACUCUGAAAUAUUUUCGCUCUAUUCCAGGUCAUCUUCAUGUGUUUCAGAGAUCAAUAUGCUGGAAUCUCUCAGAAGUGGAACAUCUUCUGAACCAGAAAAUGAUCGUGGUUUAAGCUUUGAUGAGAGGAACCGUGUGAUAUUUCACAACCUGGACAGUACAGAAAAUUACACAAACAAUCCAGCGACUGCUGAAUCUAUGACCAACAUGAUUGAAACUCUUAAUAUUGCUGAUGAAACAACUGCUGGUUCACCGCAUGAAGUUUCUUCAAACUUUGUGGACUCUUUUGUAGCUCCAGAUGUAAUCAAUGGCAUGACACAAUCAGAUCAACACUUGGACUUAUCAUCCUCUUCAUUUGCUCCAGUGGUUGAUGCAUUUGAAACAUUGCAAAGUGGUCAUGUUUUUUCCGAGCCUCAACUUGAAAAUGAUGUUACGUUUGAGGAGACCCAAAUGUCCCCUAAGGAGGCUGAUGAUGCUGAAAACUAUUUCAUCAAUACAAUUGAUGAUCCUCAAGAUAGUGAGAGAACAUCAACUGUAGCUUUGGAAGAUGAAGAUGAUUUAACUCUUCAUAAGGCUUACAUGUCUCCUGAAGAUAUCAGUGAAGUCGAAAAUUCUUUGGCUGAUGAUUAUGCUUCAGAUCUUCCUCACAUGCCAGAGAACCACUGCUUCAGCGAAAAAGUAUCACCUGAAUCUCAGGACCCCUUAAGUUCUGAGGAGAUUUUGGUUCAUCCAGAGGGUUUGAAAACUGAAAAUGAUUUAGACGGUGCAAAGUCAUCCUUGUUUUCUACAGAGGUCAACUUGGCUGAACUUUGGGGCAUUGCUCACGAAGGAACUCUGCAACAAGAUGAAACCAUGUUGGGUUUUGAGGAAGCCAAUUCUGAAGAUCACUAUGACAAUUCAAGGUCCCUAGAUAUUCCAGAUGUCACUGUGGCGGAGAGUCUCCAAGCAGCAGAGAGAUCAUCAUCUGAGAUACUUUACGAUGGCAUGUUCAGUUUCGAGGGGACAUUAAUAUCUCUAGAUGGUGAUGACAAUGCUGAGGAUUUUACUAACAAUUCAGGUUCUGAUAUGCAUACUGCACAGACCGACACUACAAGUCUCCCUGGUCUUCAAGAAGGGUCUUUCAAGCCAGAAGAUGAGAAUGCAGUUAAUUCUAUCACCCCAUAUGAGGUUGAUACUGAAGAAUCAAGUAGCUCAAAUCGUGGUAAUUCCAGCUCCGCUUCAUCUCGUCAUGACAUCAGCUUCAUGGAGGCUCCUCGGCCCCGGGAACUGCCUAUAGACGCUGGAAGAGGAAAAGUUCUCAUCAAGGAUAAGGAACCAAAAGACGGUGAAUCUGAGGUGAUGAAAGAGACUGUCGAAGAUUUGGAUGAUGACCAUGAGACGAAACAAGUUGUCACAAUCAGUCAUAGCACUGGGAGCAGUAAUGUAUCUGAGCUAGCUGACUUGCAGUACACCGAGUCGGUUGAUGAUGAUACUGAAACUCUUAGUGCUCCUCUACCUUCAUCUGCUGCUACAGAUAUUUGAAGCAGGUUAAAUGAUAAAGCUGCACGUGUUUCAGUAGAAUGGUCAACUGCUGAAUAACCUCCCACAAGAGCAUCUAAAAGCUUGCAACUGGAGCUGGUUCUGUUGUGCUUUUUUUAAAGCUUCUAAUACUGGAGAAGUACAGAUUGGAGAUUGUUCUUGUUAGUUUUGUGUGCUCAGAGGAUGAGGGAAAGAAGUCCAAUACAUGGGGGUUUUGUACAAAGUAAUACGAGAGUUCUCAAAAAUCAUCUUGAGGUGAAAAAUUGGAAUCGCCUCUGGAUAGGGUUGCUUGCGCUUGGAGUGGAAAUGCCCUAGUUCUUGCCUUUUGCCAUCAAGAAUCUAGGAUUUGUUGAAAGAUAAGGCUAUCUUUCAUAGUUUUCACUCUCUCUUUUGUUUUUUUAGUUCGGGUUGAAGUUGUAUAGUUCUGUAUAUCUGGGUAAAUAUACUGCCAUCAGUAGCCCAUGUAUAAUAUGUCAUAGUGUGAUAUUCUUUAGGCAGUGGUACUUUGCAUGAGUGCCUCAUUUGGUGCCUUUUUUUUGUAUGAGUUGAAGGGUAUUAAAGCAUUGCAAUUUUACAACAGAAGUUUCUGUUUUGAUUU